Messenger RNA from Durio zibethinus, 558 nucleotides. RefSeq names its product dirigent protein 4-like. NCBI's taxonomy places the organism in Eukaryota, Viridiplantae, Streptophyta, Magnoliopsida, Malvales, Malvaceae. The record is from RefSeq and is a predicted model, not a curated record.
AUGAAAAGAGGAUUGAUCAUCACUUGGAUUUUGGUCCUCAUCACCAUGGCCACCUCACCGGUGUAUAGCCGGUACUACUCCAAGACGGUGCCACAUGCACCCAUGGCGGAGAAAGUAACCUAUCUGCACUUCUUUUUCCAUGACACUCUCAGUGGGAAAGAUCCUUCUGCUGUCCUGGUAGCCCGUGCCAACAUCACCAGCGACGACAAGUCACCAACACCAUUCAGCAGCGUCUUUGCCAUAGAUGAUCCCCUCACUGUAGGCCCUGAGCCGACCUCGGAGGUUGUUGGGAAUUGUCAAGGGCUCUAUGUGUCUUCUGGUAAAGAUAUACCGACCCUGGUGGCUUUCUUUGAUUUUGGCUUCACUAAGGGCGAGUUCAAUGGAAGUUCCAUCAGCGUGUUUUCAAGGAAUCCGAUUUUAGAGACUGAACGGGAGCUUGCUGUGGUUGGAGAGGGGAAAUUCAGGAUGGCUAAAGGGUUUGCACAACUUAAGACUAUUUUCGUUAAUACGACUAAUGGUGAUGCCAUUGUUGAGUAUAAUGUAACUGUUAUUCAUUAA